Stegastes partitus (bicolor damselfish) is the source of this 722-nucleotide messenger RNA. RefSeq names its product M-phase specific PLK1 interacting protein (gene mplkip). The coding region runs from base 133 to 546 and encodes 137 amino acids. The record is from RefSeq and is a predicted model, not a curated record. NCBI's taxonomy places the organism in Eukaryota, Metazoa, Chordata, Actinopteri, Pomacentridae. The transcript is spliced from 2 exons.
CCGGAAGUAGAACUCGGCGUUUCCGUCCAGCUCAUUGUUUUGUUGCUGUCUCUGCGUUCCGGUUCUCCAGCAGCAGAACCGUUCACCUACCGUGCACCACCAGAACCAGGUUCUGCUUGUCUUGCCGCUCAGAUGUAUCGAGGUCCGGCCAGACCUCAGCGGAGCCCCGCAGCUCCGCAGGCGGCUGGAAGGUAUCCCUCCCCGGCUCCCUGCUGGGGCUUCCCCGGGGCCCGCUCCCCGUACGGAGGCUCCCCCCGGGGCUGCCCCCCUUUCUCUCCCGGUUCUCCUGUUUACUCCCCAGACUCCAACCGAGGGUACCGGGGCGCUUCUCCGCGCGGGUUCGGCGGCGGGUCCCGGUGCUUCGACGGACAGCGGCGGCGCAGAGGAGACGGUUUCCGGCGGCCUCAGUCCUUCUCCCCCUCUGCGGCUCCGAACGUCCAGUCUUCAGAUGCUUCAGUGGAGAAAUACUUCAGUCCGUCGAUGCUGCAGGAUCCGUGGAAAAGUCUGCAGCCAGUCACAGCCGCCGGCACCAGGAAGCCGACGUGACGGCGAAGUGAGAGCCGGCACCAUCAGCAGGACCUGAUCUGAGGCCUGAGAGUCACCAGCAGCUUCAGGGACCAAUGGCUUUUACUUGACGUGUUUUUAAAGGACCAGCUGACGUGUGAACGCUGUGGAACGAAUCCUCUUUUAUUCAAUUAAAAGAACAAAAGCUUCUGCUUCAA